Messenger RNA from Salvia miltiorrhiza (redroot sage), 2050 nucleotides. Its product is annotated as MLO-like protein 9. The coding region runs from base 186 to 1742 and encodes 518 amino acids. Gene Ontology annotation, cellular component: membrane. The transcript is spliced from 15 exons. Lineage: Eukaryota; Viridiplantae; Streptophyta; Magnoliopsida; Lamiales; Lamiaceae. The record is from RefSeq and is a predicted model, not a curated record. Gene Ontology annotation, biological process: defense response.
AACUCCCUUGAACCGGCCUUACUCUCCCCUUCAAAAACUCUCUUUCAUCUUACUAUUAUGGGAAACCUGCCGAAAAAUGAUUCUUGUAUAUCGAUUUUUCUUCAUUCCAACUUGAAAAAGACAUGAGAAAUCAACAAAUUUGACUCUUUUUUCUUUUUGGUUUCUUUUCUUGUUGAUCAUUGACUAUGGGUGGAGGAGGCGGAGGAGGGAGGGAGCUCGACACCACCCCGACAUGGGCGGUGGCGCUCGUCUGUUUAGUGAUCGUUGUCAUUUCGAUCAUAUUAGAGAAAACCAUUCAUAAAACGUCACAUGCUUUUGAAAAGAGGAGGAGAAUGGCAUUGGUUGAAGCUCUUGAGAAAAUCAAAGGAGAGCUCAUGGUGCUCGGAUUCAUAUCCCUUCUCCUCACAUUCGGGCAAAACUACAUUACUCGAGUCUGCAUUCCUGAGAAAAUCUCACGGACAAUGCUUCCAUGUGAGUUCAAGGAGUAUCCAGAGGAGGGUGCAGAUGCGGAGGCUCCUAGCCAGGAUGCGGGCCACCGGAGGAGGCUCCUCUCGUUCGAACGAAGAAUGUUGGCAGGUGGUGGUCCAUCAAAAGGUUGCGAUGAGGGAUUUGUGCCUCUGAUAUCUGUAAAUGCACUUCAUCAGCUGCACAUCUUCAUCUUCUUCUUGGCUGUGUUUCAUGUCUUCUACAGCGCUAUAACUGUGAUGCUCGGGAGGCUGAAGAUUCGAGGAUGGAAAGAUUGGGAGAGACAGAUUGCAGAGCAAACAGAUGGAUCUUCUGAUGCUGCAAGAUUCAGGCUUACACAUGAAACAUCUUUUGUCAGAAGCCAUUCAAACGCGUGGAUGCAAAAUCCCAUUAUAUUUUAUAUAGUCUGCUUUUUUCGACACAUACUGUAUUCGGUUCAGAAACCGGACUACUCCACUCUGCGUCAUGGAUUCGUAUCAGUCCAUCUGUCUCCUGGGACGAAGUUCGACUUCCAGAAAUAUAUCAAGAGAUCGUUGGAAGACGACUUCAAAGUGAUUGUAGGAAUUCCCCCGUAUUUGUGGAUGAUAUCAGUCGUGUAUCUGCUGUUGAACGUCAAAGGAGGGCAGGUGAUGUUCAUGCUGUCGAUUUUCCCCCUGCUGGUAAUCUUAGCAGUUGGCACGAAGCUCCAGUCGAUCAUAACACAGAUGGCAAUCGAGAUCCAAGAGAAACACGCCGUGGUGCAAGGCAUCCCACUUGUGCAAGUCUCUGAUAGGCAUUUCUGGUUCAGCAAUCCUAAAUUAGUCCUUCAUUUAAUCCAUCUCACUCUAUUUCAGAAUGCAUUUGAGAUCACAUACUUCAUUUGGAUAACGUAUGAAUUUGGCCUACAUUCAUGUUUCCACAAAUACUUCCUCCUUGCUGUUAUCAGAGUUUGCAUAGGGGUAGGUGUGCAGAUUGUCUGCAGCUACAUUACUCUUCCCCUCUACGCACUCGUCACACAGAUGGGAUCACACAUGAAGAAGUCCAUCUUUGAUGAGCAAACUUCCAAGGCGCUCAUGAGCUGGCACAACAAGGUGAAGAAGAAACACGAGCACGACCACAUCCCCAUUCGCACAAGGAAGCUAGGAGAGUGCGACUCAUCACCCGAGCACUCUCCAAGGCACUCAAGUGCUGGUCUAGCUGCAGGUGCAGCUGCUAUUGCUGUUGCUGAGUCGAGCAUUGAGAUGUCUGAUUCGCCUAGAGAACAGAUGACGGACAUAGAUUUGUUAACGGGGCCUUGAGAUGGGACGUUGUUGGUGUAGGAAGAUUGAUGGUUAGGAGAUAGAAGUAUAGCACAAGAAGGUUAGGACAGGCUUGGAAAUCAGUUGUUUUAGUUCAUUUUGUGCAGGUGUUAAGUAAGAAGAAAAAACAAAUAUGCUUUGUGCAUGUGUUAAGAAGAAAAAACAAACAUGCUUGUUGCAGUUGUUCGUAUGUUUGUCCAAUUCUUUUAGGUUUUAGGAAAUCACACAUCCUUUUGUGAUUUGUUGCGCAGCAGAAGACACGAUACUCCAAGAAUCUGUUGGUAAUUUAAUCGGUUGCAUUCUUGUCA